AUGAAAGUUGUUUGGUGGCAUUGUAUUAAGGAUGGAAAAGAAGCUGUAAAAGGACUGUUCUUGAAGUUGAGCUCAGGUAUGAAAUUUCAAGAAGUGGCCGAUGCCAGCAAUUCUGUGUUGAAUCGCAUUUGCCCACGAUGCGUUUAUCGUCCAAUGCAAUAUAUUCUCAUCUUUGGCCUCUUCCAUCUAUAUCUUCUCUAUGCGAUCAUUUAUGCUGUCACGCAACUAGUAACCUAUCAUACGAAAGUUAAAGGGUCCCGAGUUAUCUUGAUGCUGCCAAAUUUUGUUGUCUGGAAGGAGAAGAUAAUUGUUUUCGUCACUUCGAUAUUUAUCUGGCAUUGGUUUUCGUCAAGUAUCCUUGGGGUUUCGGCUGGUUGGCAUCAUUUCUCAUCGUGGAUACUGAACCUACGACCACAAAUAAACAUUAAACCACAACUUAAAGUUUUCUCAGCGACCGAAUCCUGCCCCUCCACUAAAUCCAACAUAUCGCUUUCUGUGGACGAAGUGGACACAGACGUGGACCUAUACUUGACACCAAAAAAUAAAGAAUUGGCUGGUGCGAUGAAAAAACUAGAAAUGGCAACUAACAGUGCUUCCUUUGCCAGUGACCUCGUUUCCUCGAUAGCGGGAAGCAUUUCACGAUCAAACUCUAUUGACUCGGCCGUCUCUUUGGGAUCGUAUUCCGAUGGAGAGGGUGUCGAUGAAGUCGAUUUGGAUGAAGAAAUGGAAAAGUUCAACUUCGCGGAGCCAAUAACAGACGACUGCGAUGAAAACAAACCUCUUCUCGGUGAAAAUGGAAAGGAUCCGAAGGAAACCUCUCAGUUCCGGAUGUCACUCAGAGAAGUGGCUAAUGAAGUGCUUACCAAGAUCUCGAUCGCAUCCAAUGGAUUCCGUUCCAAAAUCCCACGUCCAAUUGAUAAGGAGCGCUUUAAUACUAGGAAUGCAGCCGCUAACAGUGCACUUCGUAAGCGUUUCCUGAAACGGAACGUGUCGCCAGGAUUCGAAGAAUGUAGCUUAUUUGCUGAUGAAGAUAUCUAA
Necator americanus (New World hookworm) is the source of this 1038-nucleotide messenger RNA. RefSeq lists its product as uncharacterized. Bases 1 to 1038 code for a protein of 345 amino acids. NCBI's taxonomy places the organism in Eukaryota, Metazoa, Nematoda, Chromadorea, Rhabditida, Ancylostomatidae. The record is from RefSeq and is a predicted model, not a curated record. The transcript is spliced from 9 exons.